Molecule: messenger RNA, 1086 nt
Organism: Meira miltonrushii
Lineage: Eukaryota; Fungi; Basidiomycota; Exobasidiomycetes; Exobasidiales; Brachybasidiaceae
Exons: 3
Coding region: 1-1086 (361 amino acids)
Source: RefSeq, a predicted model, not a curated record
AUGUUGCUGUCCAUCCAAAUUUCUCUAGUCGUCUGCACUUUAGCUUUACAAGCUUGUUCUUAUGAUUUAGAUAUCGAUCUUAAUCAGCCAGCCUCUCCUGCUGAGGACUCACCCACGGCAGAAAUGAUAAGAACCACUGAUCGAGUAGACGAUACAAUCAAAAAAGUCUCACUUCCUCAGUCGAUACCGAGAAUGAAAGAACAACGUUUGUUGCAGAAUUUUAGACAAAGACAACGGUAUCAUGAAACGAAGAAAGACCCAAAGAAAUACGAAGCUAUUUUGAAACAAAGAAGGGAUUAUAAGAAAAGUCGAUAUAGCAAUCUAGAUGAAAGAAAAAAUAAUGAACGAAAGGCAUUCUCAUCAUACAUGCAGCGUAAGCUGGAAGAAGAUCCUAAUUUUCAGCGGACCGAUCGAAGAAAAGAUUUACGGAAACGUGUACGUGAGGGAAUUGCAACGAAAGAAGAUUUACAAAUGUAUGACGAACUUAAAGCCAAGCAUGCAGCCGGUCAAAGGGCAUCUGCAAAGCCUUGCUCAGUAAAGUGUGUCAGCCCACCACAUUCUCCUCAACCGAUAGCGGGCGAUGUUGACCGGGAUUUUUUAGAUCCGCUUUUGGAGACAGAUAUAUCUCACAGCCUGAUUCCGUCGCCAAUUCGAGCGGAAGCACAUCAAUCGCCACAAUUACCGUCCCAACAACCUGCACCUUCACAUACUAACCCAACCGCUUCGCUCUCUAAAGCCACCAAUAUUGAUAUUCGAAAGAUACCCAAAGCAAGCGGUAAGCGAAAGCUGACACUUGAAGAAAAGAAAGAAAGACAUGCACUCAAACAACGUAUAUACCGACAAAAUGUGCAGAAAGAUCCAAUGAAACAUGAAGCACAAAAAGAGAAAACGAAAGUACGUUAUCAAAAAUGGUGGCAGAAUUUACCGACCGAACGAGCGGAUGAAAUACGUGAAAGGAAUAUGCAUACUGCCAGAGCAUACCGCCAAAGGGUUGCAAAGGCAACACCGCCCAAGACAGCCAAAAAAAGCAAAAGGACCAAGAAAGAUCCAAGUCAACAAUUUCCCAAGGAUGGUGGAAGUGUGUAG